AUGAGUAUCCUCGAAUAUCGAAAGAGUUCACUUCGUAACUCCAUGCCGAAAGUCCUUAACGUUUUGAUGAGAAUAGAUGACAGGAAAAUACGUGUAUCAUUUACUGUCAACGCCGAUCUAACUAUGACGGUUGAGUACAAACUAAGUGUUCAUAUCCCCACCGCCCAGGAUGGUCAGAGAGGAGAUCUGUCUCUAAAUUGUAUAAAUCUGCAACAAGGAGAAUCAUUUGACAACGCCGAUCUCGCCUUUCACCAAUUUCAUCGUCGUGCAGCACAAUAUGCGGCUGACCGAUUUACUGAUCAGGUUGAUAGUAGAGAUACAGUGGCAAGUUUGAAGGAAAGAAUUGGUGGAAUUCUGGAUCUGUUCCCAGAUGCCCUGCGUUUGCUUCAUCAAGGACAUCUUCUUAGCAAUACUCAAGCAAGUCUCGAGUCGUACGGUAUUGAAGAUAGCAAUCGAAUCAAUGUUGUUAAUGUCCCGUCUAACGAUAUGAACUCGAUAGUUUUAAAAGCUUUGAGCAGUUUUCUUUGUGACCAAUGUCCUGCAAGUGCCCUGCCAGCGAUUGCCGAGAAAUACCAUAUCAGUUUGGCAAAAAAAGUUAAAAGCUUCAGUUUGGAAGAAUUGGAGCGUUAUGCGAAAUUCAGGAAUCAAUAUAUUUCUUGA
This is a messenger RNA of Acanthocheilonema viteae, 660 nucleotides long. NCBI's taxonomy places the organism in Eukaryota, Metazoa, Nematoda, Chromadorea, Rhabditida, Onchocercidae. The record is from the annotation of a GenBank genome assembly.